Drosophila biarmipes is the source of this 16082-nucleotide messenger RNA. RefSeq names its product plectin (gene brp). Gene Ontology annotation, molecular function: structural constituent of presynaptic active zone. The record is from RefSeq and is a predicted model, not a curated record. Gene Ontology annotation, cellular component: cytoskeleton of presynaptic active zone. Gene Ontology annotation, biological process: neuromuscular synaptic transmission; maintenance of presynaptic active zone structure; regulation of synaptic plasticity. Bases 6256 to 11943 code for a protein of 1895 amino acids. The transcript has 16 exons. NCBI's taxonomy places the organism in Eukaryota, Metazoa, Arthropoda, Insecta, Diptera, Drosophilidae.
GCAACGCUCCAGCCGACGAGCCGAGACACGGACCGAGAAAAGGAACUGUAGCGAGCAGAACGCGUCGCGAGUCGCACAGAAAAAGAAAGUUUUUGGCACAGCAAAUGGCAAAGAAAAUUGUGUAGUGGGCAGCGAGCCAGAGCCACGAGCCUGAGGAUUGUGCUAGGAUACGCAAAAAUCCACACGAACCCCUAUAUCAUUCCGAUAGAAAAGUCGCGUAAGUCGCGUAAAAAUCCCAUUCGUGGCGCGAACGCGUGUGCUGUGGCUAGGAAAAGAGGAUAUAUAGAUGGAAAUUCCAUUCUUUGACCGCAAAAGGAUGUAGAUAAAAAGGGAAUGUCGACCAUUUCAUUAUUGUGCCUUUACCUGUAAACGUGUCUGUGUCCGUGUGAAAAUAAUAGCUUAAAUCGAGAGUGCCAGUGCAAUUUUUCAAUCCCUGCAUCCCCAAACCGUUUGGCAGCAGCAGCAGCAGCAGCAGCAGCUGAAGGAAAAGCAGCAGAGGAAAAUCGGCAGUGGAAAAGCUGAAAAGCAGAGCAGCAUAAAAUCAAUAAUUUUUGCUUAAGCAGCCGCAGCAGCCGAAAAAAAACACGAAUCCUUCGCAGCAAACAUUAACUAGCAACAACAAAGGACAACGAGAAAAACAACAACCUUUCUUUUUAUAGCUCGUCGUCCUGCCAGCCAGCCUGUCUGUGUGUGUGUGUGUGUGUGAGAGUCUGCUCCCCUUUCUCUCAGUGAGGAGAAUGUGCGAGUGUGUGCGGUGGGCCAGAAGGUUACACUCCCCCUCGCAUUUGCAUUAGGCAGACAGCGCUAAGAAUCAGGAAGCAGCGCCCAAGAAGAAAAUACAAGUUUUCCCCCGUGGAAAACGCUGAAAAGUAACGGGGAAGCGCAGUCUAUUAUUGCAUUACAACAACAAGCACACACACAGCUGGCAGCUCAAAUUACAUAAAUAGCAGCCAGGCAGCACUAAGCCCAAGUACAACGAACUGCAGAACUGCAACACUGCAACACUGCAACACUGCAACAUUGCAACAUUGCGCCAUUGCAAUUGCAGCAACAUUAGCUCCUAAAGACCCAGCCGAGAGACCCACAAACCUAUGGACAAUGCCUAUGUCUACUACAAGGUAUUGUACUUGUACCGCCCACCGGAAACAGUCACCCAAUCAUCCAGUCAGUCAGCCAGACAACUGUGGCAACUGAGGUCCGCGAAACCAAAAACCAACAGCGUCUCAUCAUCCAGUCAUCACAACAGCUCAGCUCGAAAUGUCAUUACUCACCAUUCAGCACACAAGAACAGAACCUUCAACUUCAUUCAAAAGUCAAUCAGCCCAAAGGCGACUCGCAUAACAAACCAACCAAAGCCAACUCAAACUAGAGCCGAAGCCAAAGCGACGAAAUGCAUCUAACCGAAAUGUCUGUGGGUGCAAAUUCCAGGGGUGGUUAUGGUACUGCAUAAUGGGUGUAGUGUAAAUCAAUGGGCUGGCCGGCCCAUCAAUGGGGCCGCCGCAGUAGGCGCUGCAAGGCACCCAGACACCGAAAGCCAUUUAAAUGUCCUGUCAAGGCGUAACAUGAGCAACUCCUAAAGGGGGCGGAGAUGGAGGUGGGGUGGGAAAAGCAAGAAAAUGCUAAGAGAGAGAGGGAAAGGCUAUAAAAACUAAGCACAGAGAAAAAUAGGUCUUAAAAAAGUAUGGGAUUCAAAAUCAAGAGGAAAAAUAUCAUAACAUUCCAAGUUUACUGCAUUUUCCUUGAAUAUUUGAUAAAUGCUAGUCUAUAAAGUAAGAUAUAAAAUAAAAGAUUAGAUAUACUAAAUAUUUAAUACAUAAAUUUGGUUUAUUGAACCUAAAAAUAUAUAUCCAAAAAUAUUUUAAUAUCAAAUCGAAUACCUAGAGCUGUGAAUUUAUAUUUUGUUUGAAAAAAGAGUGACCCCAAAACAAACAAAACUGGUUAAACUUCGUCUGUUUGGCCUGUCCUUUUGUGGCCUCGAGUUGCAAAUUAAAUUUCACACAUACAGUGGCACACAUCAGCGCACACACACACUCACUGACAGACUAACAAACUAACAGCAUUUCGGGCUAACACGCACACACACUAAUGCACGAGUACUGGCUAAAAAGGGGAAGGCGCAUUGCCUGCUUUUCUGCGUAAUUAGUGAAAUUCGGCAACAGGGCUUGCAGAAAAGUGCAAGAAGCAUAGACAGCACAGGCGCAAAUAUAUAGCCUUAACACCCCCCCAAAGCCUUAACCCUUUGGCAUCCGUGCUCAUUAACUGAAAAGCCUACCGAAAUUCAACAAAAAGCGAGCACCGACAGGGAUGCACUUCAUAAUGUGUCACUUGAAAUACAUUUCCAUCAGGCACGUGCGUGGGGCAAGAGAUGGGACAGCCACUGACAAUGGGUUAAGGGGGGCUGGGCUAGCUGCUAGGGGUGAUGGUUAGUGGAUGGCAGACAGGACACAAUGGGGAAAAGGACUCUGUCUGGCCUUGCGCGCACACGAAAAAAGGGGAAAACACAUGCACAAACGAAACGAAACGAAACGUGAACGUGAUGAUUUGUCAUGAUUAACGCCAGGGAAAAGGGGAUCCCCAUUGAAAGCGGGACUUCCCCUCGACCACUUUAAUUUUUUGCAUUCCCUUUGUUUGCUCACAUGUCAAUGUCGUCGGGCGGGGGGUGCAGUCCUUCUCUCUCUCCCCUCUCUGCUUUCUUCGCCCCGUCCGCCCCGUUCUCUCGCUUUCCCUGAAGGAGUCAUAAAAGUGGAAAUUGUUUUCCCCAGCUUUAUGCUUUCUUUUCAGUUUGCAAUACUCCGUUUUAUGUGUUUGUUUUUUAAUUUUAUGAUUUCUGCUGGGCACGCAACGAACGAAAAUAGCAACAAAAUGCUUGAAAAGCCAGAAAAUACACUCUGCUACAUGUGUUCGGCACUUAACACACUUUACACACACAGAUACACUCACCACCCACUCGGCUUUUGAUUUCGCCCCUUACUUUGGCUUUGUUCUUCCUUUCCCCCUCUCCCUCUCUCUCUCUCUCUCUCUCUCUCUCUGCCUCUCUCUCUCUUUGUCUCUGUAGCCCCUCUCUUUUUUUGUAGCCCCGCACAAAUACACGUGACGUAUACGUAACCUUGUAACCAAAAUGUUGUUAUUUCGGUUCGCCAUUUCCAUGUGUUUGUGUGUGUGUGCGUGGGUGAACAAAGUUCUUGGCAUUAUUUUAAGUGUUCUGCUCACCUGUGCUCUCCUUCUCUCUCUCUCUCAGCCCCCAUCUCCUACUGUCUCUUUCUCGGCAUCAUUUUCCAAAUUUAUACUAAUCUUUGUUUCGCUCCGAGCCCUAAAAUAUGUAAAUGUGUGUUUUGUGUCUUAAUGUUGUUUGUGUAAUCGUUUAAAUCUAGUAUAUAGCUUAGUUCUCCACACUCGCUUUGUACUUUAAUUUUACUUAAUGACCCCACCACACACACGCACACACACACCCCAUACACACUCACACAAUGUUUGUUAAACUUUAAACUUAGCAUUUUGAACGGAACGCUGAUUUUUGAACUCCUUUUUCUUACUGUUCUUACAUAAUCAAAAAGUAAUAUAUAACAUUUAACCAACACACCAAAGAGCAAACCUUAGAAAUCAAGAUAAAAAAAUCAAGAUAUCAAAAAUCAGAAAGCAAAAUCCCAACUGAAAUGAUCAGAUACGAAUUAACAACCAUUAGUGAACUGUGAUCUGUUUAGCAUACAAGAAUAAUUCUUUUGUCAUUUUAUUGCCAAAAGAUGCAAAUGAUUUUUUCACGAAACCUAUCGAUUGUAAUGGCUCCAAUAAUUGGCUUUAUGAACCAAAAUUAAAUCCACACAAAAAACGUAGGCAAGCAGUCUUGACUGAUAAAUAACCGAAUCAAGCGACUCAAUUAAUGAAUUCAAAAUAUAUAUUUGUUUCCAGAAUUGAUCUUUUUUAAUUACAUCAAAAAACAUAUAUUUUGUUGUUGUUCUAAAAGCUAUCACCAAAAAAAAAAAACAAUUGAGGAAAUGCAAUGACAAAUAUGAAAACAAAUUUGUUUACCAAGAAUCGAAAAAAACGUAUGCAACUAUUUACAAUAUGCUUUUGUAAUAUUUUCGCACGAUACCAAAAAAAAUAAUAUCAAAAUAAGUAUAACUAACAAAAAAGGACCAAAGGGAAAGCAAUAACAAAUUGAUUAAUACUUCGAGUAGACGGAAGAAAGGAAAGAAAAGAAGAAGAAAGCGAAUCUUUCAUUUACUGACAACUCUUUGACGAUAAAAUGAUAAAACAAUUACGACGUGUAUAUAUAUCCACAAUAUGGCUAACAAACAUAUGAAUAUAUACUCUACCUCUCUGUUUCUGUCUCUGUUUCUCCCACUCACUCUCUCUUCCUCUAUGGCUCUCUGUAUCUCUCUGUCUCUGUCGCUCUUUAUAUAUAUACGAAUAUCAGCAACUACAACUAUAUAUAUAAAUAUGUUACUCUGCAGUAUGUUGUUUUUGAUAUUGAUUGCGUUAUAUUCCGCUUACGACAGACCGAGACCCAAGAAACCCCCGAUCUUCCGCCCCACACCCACCAAAAAAUGAAAAAGAAACCCAGAUUCCAAGCCCUCCUCAAGGCCGAAAAAUAGGCAACAAUUGUUGCCGUGUCGUUGCACCUGACUCACACACAUUCACAUGUGUCUGUGUCCACAUAUGGAUGUGUGCUCGUGUUUGUGUAUGAUAUAUUACUUUUUGGUUUUUGUAAAUAUCGGACUUACCAACUAAUCUUAAGAACGUUGACCGGAUCCACUCGAAUUCGAACUCGAACUUUCACACAACACGCAAUGCAACAACUACAACACUCUAUUGAUGGUGGGUUCCACUCGCACACUCUCACACACUCAAAAACACACACAGUUCUGACCCUCUCUCACCAACACAAGUACACUGGAGAAAACACUCUCUGAGGAAAGGAUGAAGAAAAGAUACUCUGCUCUGUCUGACACUCACUACUUGCGUUCUUUCCAUCUCUCUCUCUCUCUAUCUAAGUCUCUUUGUAACCGUCUCUCUCUAACUCAAUCUCGAACUCUGACUGUCUCUUUCACACACACACUCUCUCUCUCUUUCACUGUCUGUCUAAACAACUAUAUGAAUAUAUAUUUUGUUUGUUUUCUCCAACACACCGAACCAAAUUAUUUAACAAAUAUACUUUUGCACGUUAUUUCUAUAAUGCAUCUGAACUAUAUAUUGUUAUACGAAUAUUUAUGUUUCUUUUCUGCGUACAAACAAGAUACCAAAAGCAAAUUGUACAAAACAAAAAAUACCGAAAUACCAAAAAUACCCAAAGAUAUACCUGAGAAAUACGAAAUCAGAAUCCGAGUUGCAUUUGUAUGCCACGUUGAUCACACAAGCCAGGUCAAAACAGCGAAAAAAAGAGAAGCAUCGACACACACAGAUACUCCACACACACACAGGGACACGCACACACUCAGAUACAAAGAUACAGCCAUCCACACAGAAAUAGAUACAAAAACCAGCGACAUCCUCGUGGCUGUCAUCCAAGUGACACACAUUUCAUGUUGCGCCUCCUCUUCGCCCCCCGAAACCAAACCCAAAACCACACCCCCUUUCUCGCACACACAUUAAACUCACACACACACACACACACACACACACACUCACAACUACGCCCAACCCCCCGCCCUUGUUGAACUUUUUUUGGGUGCCAACAAGAGCCGUUGAAAGUGCCUCAGAACUAACUAUCUAACUAACCAAAUAAAGCCAAACGAAAGUUAACCGAUGGAAAAAACGAACCAGUACCGAAAAUCAUAACUCAUAAUCAACAAAUCUCAUUCUAUUACAAAACCCUAUUGUAAAUUAAGCGCAAAAAGUGUAAAAAGUCGAACAAGUAAAGAUACAUACAAACUGAAGAACUUGUAGAAAAACAACAAAAAUAAUGAUAACAAGAACUAAGAAAAUGAAUCACCUUUCAAGUAUGGGGCCAGAAUAGUCCAUAGCUAAUGUUUGUUAACCCACGAUCAUGAUCAUGAAAGCAAAAGCAAAAGCAAAAGCAAAAACUGCCAAGAGCUGCGUGAGCGAAACCGCAUCGAAGCCGGAAAAUCAAAACAGAUAACACCAGACCCAACAACAGACCCAAGGGAGAGAGCUCUCUCUGUAGACACCACAGAUAUCAGAUAGAAACAGAUCAAACAGCAGUCGAAUAGGAAACCAACCAACCAAAACCCAACCACCAGUCAGUCAGUCAGUCACAGCAGUUACAGCAACCAACCAUUUGAAAUCGCCCCGUUUCAGAUGUACAAUCCCUACUCGGGCGCCAGUGGAAGCAGUCCCCCCUUGCCGGACAUUAUCGGGCAGUACUACGGGCCGGGAGCCCUGGGACCGGGCCCCCUGUCCUACGGCUCGGGCAAUGGUUACGCACCGGCGGGCUACGACCUGUACGGACUGUACGAUCCCCAGGUCUACGGACCUUGUCAGACCUCGCCCAUCCGCAGGAGGCGCUACAGCAUUGCCGGCCUGCCCUCGGCCACCAUGUACAAUGAUGUCUACGGCUAUCCAGCACCGCCGCUGCAGCAGACCAGCUCCUCGAACAUAGUGAACCUGCUGAACGAGGCCCACAAGUCGAUAUCGCGCAGCUCACAGAUCCUGAACCUCACGAAUCAGGCCCGCCAGUUGGGUCAGCUGGUGACGACGCCCCUGGGCGGUCCCGUGGGCAUGGGCCUGGGUCGGGUGGUCUCCAGCUACCCCACUCUGCAUCCGGGGGACACCUCGCCGCCGUACCUCAACGACAACCUCAUGCAAAUGUCCACGAGCUUCUCCUCGCAGCCCAACAUGUACUUCCAGCCCCAGGGGCAGCAGGUGCAGCAAGUCCUGCCCAGCCAACUGACGGCGGCCCAGAGUGCCGCUGCAGCGGCGGCCCGUCUCCGGCCGGCGUACUCCUUGACGAACCUGGUGUCCAGCUACCCGACGACGACCACGGCGGGCUAUGGCGGCUGCAAGUACGGGGGCUAUGGGAAUCCGUACCAGAGCGAUUUGGGCUACGGCAAUCCACUGGCCCCCUUCCAGCAGCGCCAGCUGAUGGCCCACCAGUCGCUGCACGCCUCCAAUCCCGCCAUUUCGCAGUAUUACCAGAAUCAGGGAUUGGGAUCCGGAUCGGGGGCAACGGCGGCAGCGUUGGCCUACAACCUGCAGCAACAGUUCGCGGGAACGCAGCACUACGGAGGCGGAUCUCAGGGCCCACCGUUGGGACACUCGCACAUCCAGGCGUCGGUGCAGCAGCAGAUGCAUCCGCAGUACCAGUACCAUGUGCACCAGCAUCAGAAUCACCUGCAGACACAUCCGCUGGCGGCGUUGGCCAAUACGAGCGGACCGUUUGGCGGAACGCUGGCCAGCAGUGCCAGGGACUAUGUGGACGGACUGCAUCAUGCGGCCCACUCACAUACGCAUCCGCAUACGCAUUCGCAUCCGCACCACUCCUCGCAUCAUUCGCAUCACACGGCAUACCCGCACUCGCAUUCGCACCAUCAGCAGCAGCAGCCGCAUCAAGCCCACCAUCACCACCAUCUGCCAUACUCGAAACUAGACUUAGAUUACCCGAAACUGCCGCAAGAGCAUAAGCGACAACUGGACGAAUUCCGUCUUGAAAUACAGAGAAGGGAUCAAGAGAUCCUGGCGAUGGCGGCCAAAAUGAAAACCCUUGAGGAGCAGCACCAGGACUACCAGCGGCACAUAGCGGUGCUCAAGGAGUCGCUAUGUGCCAAAGAGGAGCACUACAACAUGCUGCAGACGGACGUGGAGGAGAUGCGCGCCCGCCUCGAGGAGAAGAACCGCCUGAUCGAGAAGAAGACCCAGGGCACCCUGCAGACUGUCCAGGAGCGGAAUCGCCUCACCAGCGAGCUCACCGAGCUUAAGGACCACAUGGACAUCAAGGACCGCAAGAUCAGCGUGCUGCAGCGCAAGAUCGAGAACCUGGAGGAUCUCCUCAAGGAGAAGGACAACCAGGUGGACAUGGCGCGAGCCCGCCUGUCGGCCAUGCAGGCCCACCACAGCAGCUCCGAAGGCGCCCUGACUAGCUUGGAGGAGGCCAUCGGUGACAAGGAGAAGCAGAUGGCCCAGCUCCGGGAUCAGAGGGAUCGCGCCGAGCACGAGAAGCAGGAGGAGCGAGAUCUCCAUGAGCGCGAGGUGGCCGACUACAAGAUUAAGCUGCGGGCCGCCGAGAGUGAGGUGGAAAAGCUGCAGACGCGCCUCGAGCGGGCAGUCACCGAGCGGGAGAGGCUGGAAAUCAAGCUGGAGGCCUCGCAGAGCGAACUGGGCAAGUCAAAGGCCGAGCUUGAGAAGGCCACGUGCGAAAUGGGCAGGAGCAGCGCCGACUGGGAGUCCACCAAGCAAAGGAUCGCCCGAUUGGAACUGGAGAACGAACGGCUGAAACACGAUCUGGAACGUUCGCAGAAUGUACAAAAGUUAAUGUUCGAAACGGGCAAGAUAUCGACAACGUUUGGCAGGACCACUAUGACCACGUCCCAGGAACUGGAUCGAGCCCAGGAGAGGGCCGAUAAGGCCUCGGCCGAGCUGCGACGCACCCAGGCCGAGCUGAGAGUCACACAGUCGGAUGCGGAGAGAGCACGUGAAGAGGCGGCCGCCCUGCAGGAGAAGCUGGAGAAGAGCCAGGGCGAGGUGUACCGACUCAAGGCGAAACUGGAGAAUGCCCAGGGCGAGCAGGAGAGUCUGCGCCAGGAGCUGGAGAAGGCGCAGAGCGGCGUCUCGCGCAUCCACGCCGAUCGCGACCGGGCCUUCUCCGAGGUGGAAAAGAUCAAGGAGGAGAUGGAGCGCACCCAGGCCACGUUGGGCAAGUCGCAGCUGCAGCACGAGAAGCUGCAGAACUCGCUGGACAAGGCCCAGAACGAGGUCGAUCAUCUGCAGGACAAGCUGGACAAGAUGGGCACGGAGAAUCGUCGCCUGGUCCUCGAGAAGGAGAAGCUCACCUACGACUACGACAACCUGCAGUCGCAGCUGGACAAGGCCCUGGGCCAGGCAGCCAGAAUGCAGAAGGAGCGCGAGACCCUUUCGUUAGACACGGAUCGCAUUCGCGAAAAGCUGGAGAAGACGCAGGUGCAACUGGGUCGCAUCCAGAAGGAGCGGGAUCAAUUCUCCGACGAGCUGGAGACGCUCAAGGAGCGCUCGGAGUCGGCGCAGACCCUCUUGAUGAAGGCCGCCCGCGAUCGGGAGGCGAUGCAAACGGAUCUGGAGGUCCUGAAGGAGCGCUACGAGAAGUCGCACGCUAUCCAGCAGAAACUCCAGAUGGAGCGUGACGAUGCUGUGACCGAGGUGGAGAUCCUCAAGGAGAAGCUGGACAAGGCACUGUAUGCCAGCCAAAAGCUGAUCGACGAGAAGGACACCUCCAACAAGGAGUUCGAAAAGAUGCUGGAGAAGUACGACCGGGCCCAGAACGAAAUAUACCGCCUGCAGUCCCGCUGCGAUACGGCAGAGGCGGAUCGAGCCCGCCUGGAGGUGGAGGCGGAACGAUCUGGGCUGGCAGCCGGCAAGGCUCGCGAGGAUCUGCGCAAGCUGCAGGACGAGAGCACCCGGCUGCAGGAGGCCUGCGAUCGGGCGGCGCUCCAGCUGAGCCGCGCCAAGGAGUGCGAGGAUAAUGCGCGCAGCGAGCUGGAGCACAGUCGCGAUCGCUUCGACAAGCUGCAAACGGACAUCCGCAGGGCACAGGGCGAGAAGGAACACUUCCAGUCGGAGCUGGAGAGGGUCACCUACGAACUGGAGCGCGCCCAUGCCGCCCAGACCAAGGCGGGCGCCAGUGUGGAGGCGGCCAAGGAGGAGGCCGCCCACUAUGCCGUCGAGCUGGAGAAGAUGCGUGAUCGGUACGAGAAGAGCCAGGUGGAGCUCCGCAAGCUCCAGGACACGGACACCUUUGGCCGGGAGACGCGUCGCCUCAAGGAGGAAAACGAGCGGCUGCGCGAGAAGCUGGACAAGACCCUCAUGGAACUGGAGACCAUCCGGGGAAAGUCGCAGUACGAGUCGGAGUCCUUCGAGAAGUACAAGGACAAGUACGAGAAGAUCGAGAACGAGGUGCAGAACAUGGAGUCCAAGCUGCACGAGACCAGCCUGCAGCUGGAGCUAUCCAAGGGCGAGGUGGCCAAGAUGCUGGCCAUGCAGGAAAAGCAGCGAUCCGAACUGGAGCGGGCCCACAUCGAGCGGGAGAAGGCGCGGGACAAGCACGAGAAGCUGCUAAAGGAGGUCGAUCGUUUGCGCCUGCAACAGUCCUCGGUGAGCCCCGGCGAUCCGGUCCGAGCGUCGACUUCCUCAUCCGCCGCUCUGUCCGCUGGCGAGCGGCAGGAGAUCGACCGCCUGCGGGAUCGCCUCGAGAAGGCUCUGCAGUCGCGCGACGCCACCGAGCUGGAGGCCGGUCGCUUGGCCAAGGAACUGGAGAAGGCGCAAAUGCAUCUGGCCAAGCAGCAGGAGAACACCGAGUCCACGCGCAUCGAGUUCGAGCGCAUGGGUGCGGAGCUGGGACGCCUCCACGAUCGCCUCGAAAAGGCGGAGGCCGAGCGGGAAGCGCUGCGUCAAUCCAGCCGAAACGCAGGAGCCGCAGCUGCCCCCCACCCACAGCUGGAGAAGCAUGUCCAGAAGCUGGAGUCCGAUGUCAAGCAGCUGGCGGUGGAGCGGGAACAACUGGUGCUGCAGCUGGAGAAGAGCCAGGAGAUCCUCAUGAACUUCCAGAAGGAGCUGCAGAACGCCGAGGUGGAGCUGCAAAAGACGCGCGAGGAGAACCGCAAGCUGCGCAAUGGCCACCAAGUUCCACCCGCCGCUGCCGCCGCCCCACCACCCGGAGCCUCUCCCGCCGAGAUCCAGGCCAUGCAGAAGGAGAUCCAAACGCUGCAGCAGAAGCUCCAGGAGUCGGAGCGCGCCCUGCAGGCAGCUGGUCCCCAGCAGGCUCAGGCUGCAGCGGCAGCGCAAGGGGCGAGUCGCGAGGAGAUCGAGCACUGGCGCAAGGUCAUCGAGCAGGAGAAGGGUCGCGCCGACAUGGCCGACAAGGCCGCCCAGGAGAUGCACAAGCGCAUUCAGCUAAUGGACCAACACAUCAAGGAUCAGCACGCCCAGAUGCAGAAGAUGCAGCAGCAGAUGCAACAGCAGCAGCAGCAGGCGGCGCAGCAGCAACAGUCCGCAGCAAGUGCCGGCGGAGCGGACGCUAAGGAGAUGGAGAAGAUCAAGGGCGAGCUCCAGGCAGCCUGCACCGAGAGGGAUCGUUUCCAGCAGCAACUGGAACUCCUGGUCACAGAGCUGGAGAAGAGCAAGAUGUCGAACCAGGAGCAGGCCAAGCAACUGCAAACCUCGCAGCAGCAAGUGCAGCAACUGCAGCAACAGGUACAACAGCUCCAACAGCAGAUGCAACAACUGCAGCAGGCCGCCAGUGCGGGAGCAGGCGCCACCGAUGUGCAGCGCCAGCAGCUGGAGCAGCAGCAGAAGCAACUGGAGGAGGUGCGCAAGCAGAUCGACAACCAGGCCAAGGCCACCGAGGGCGAGCGCAAGAUCAUCGACGAGCAGCGUAAGCAGAUCGACGCCAAGCGCAAGGACAUCGAGGACAAGGAGAAGAAGAUGACCGAGUUCGAUGUCCAGCUGCGCAAGCGCAAGGAGCAAAUGGACCAGCUGGAGAAGUCCCUCCAGACGCAAGGCGGCGGAGCAGCGGCAGCCGGCGAGCUCAACAAGAAGCUCAUGGACACGCAGCGACAGCUGGAGGCGUGCGUCAAAGAGCUGCAGAACACAAAGGAGGAGCACAAGAAGGCGGCGACAGAAACGGAGCGUUUGCUGCAAUUGGUACAAAUGUCUCAGGAGGAGCAGAAUGCAAAGGAGAAGACCAUCAUGGAUUUGCAACAAGCCUUAAAGAUCGCUCAAGCCAAAGUCAAACAAGCACAAACGCAGCAACAGCAGCAGCAGGAUGCUGGGCCAGCUGGCUUCUUGAAGAGCUUUUUCUAAACAGUGCCCCCGGAAAACCAAAGAUUCACACAUCUUCAGAUGCAGAUGAUGCAAAAGGAAUACACCCGUACUAUUUACCCAAAGCGAUAAUGGAAAUCCAAAAAGCAGCAAGAAAUUAUCAAAAGCACUGUCUACUAUUUUGUAUACUACCGAUGCCGAUACCAAUACCAACUAUGCAGUAUUUCUACGACUCACACAUACACUCGAUACACACACAGACACACACACACACAUUUGUAAAUGACACCAUGUAAAUGCAAUGCGAAAUGCAAAUUAUUUGAUAUUUAUGUGUAUUGUGUAAUUAGGUUGCCGCUAUACUCAAAUUGUGGAUGCAUUUAAAAGUCAGCUCGUAUAGCGUACUUUGUAAACUCUCUUAACUCUCUCUAACUCACUAACUCAAUCCUUUUUCGAACUCAAACUCGAACUCAACUUAAAGUUUAUCGUUAGUCAAGACACCUUCUAAGCCCCACUUUCCCCCUGAGUGCUUUCUGUCCUUCACUUUCUCUCUGUCGGUCGGAGCUGCGGAACGUAGACUACGUCCUCGGGCACUGCAUCCACCAAUCAAUCUUACUAUAUGACCCCUAAGAUCCACCCAUACCCCCAUCAGCCAUUAGUUUUCCCACUGCGCGAAUGUGAUGAAAUCGAAACAAGAAGAAAAGCUAAGGAGUAAUGGCAUUACAAUUGAUGAAAAGGCAACUUUGGACCCAAAGUGCAGCAUGUACUUACCAUUAUCGAGGAUAUAAAUAUAUAUGUAUGCUAGCCUCUGUUAUAGUUAGUUAAACAUGAAAAUCGGCUUAUCAUACACCCACAAUCACACUGUACAUAAAGCAUUGGCAUCAGACUCAUAACGGAAAAGUAUAGAUACAGAUACGGAUACAAUAUGUAGAGCAAUAAAUGAUAAACCACAGAUAAUACAAAUACGAUAUAGAUACGAGUACCACAUGUAAAAUUAAUACGAUUAAAGAAAUUAUAUUGCAUAGCCUUUAGCCGUGUACCAAAGAACUAUCAAUAUAGACCCCGAAAAGAGAACAGAGAUCACUACCUAUCAUUCGUAUCAGCUAAUAUGGAUAUUACCGAUAAAAAUAAACUCGAACAUCAACUACAAACAAGUGCAAUCUCUAUUUUAAUUAGUUAAAUGUACACGAUAUCCCCACGUUCCUUAGCCCCAGACUAAAUAGAUCGAGUCCAGUACGCAAGCUUUACCCAAGUCAGCUGUGAAUGCGCAUUAGUACGAGUACUUAUAGUAGAUCGAUAGUUCCACUCUAGGCAAGGGUCGCUCGUAACGUUGCUUUUGGUUUAGAUAAUGGCAGAAAGUGUUAUUGUUAUCAGACAUUAAUGAACCAUACCCAUAUAAAGCAUAUUUACAUAGCUAUUCAGGAAUAGUUGCAAAGAUGUGUACAAAUUAUAGAGUACCAUAUUUGACUAGCUUAGUGUUUUCAUUUUUGUUCCAUAUAAUUUAGAAGAAGGUAUAAAUUUGGGAGAGGAAACGUAUGGAGGAGUUAUCACUGCCAGUGUAAGCAAAAUAUUGAUAGAAUGCAAAUUCGAAGUUCGUUUAAUCAUAGGGCUUAUCAUUAGACCUCAUUUGACUUUCGGUUACUGUAGAAAACCAACCACGAAGACAUUCAGCAAGAGACGAGGAUAAACACACAACACAAUCAUAUCAUACGAGCCUAUAUCAUAGCCCCAAGAACGAAAGGAUAGUAGACCCUAGAGGGAAACUGUUUAGCGCUUUAAAUUACCCUCGGAAAUUUCCAGAUAAUAGAAAUUCAUAGAGAACCUCCACCACUUAGGUAAUCGAUUAACGACCAACUAAAUUACGAUAGAGCUGCACUCUUUGCUUUGAUUUCGGUUCUGCGAUCUUUCGAUUUGUGUACAUAAGUUAGGGUCCUCUCUUUCGCCCCUCUUGCGCCAAAAAAGUUCCCCAUUAAGUUCCUAUACCAGGAACCUAGGGUUUUACGGUGCAGCUGAAGGGUAGGAAACAAUACGAGUUCGCGAGUCAAGUAAAAUUUAGUAACAUCUUCAUGUUCGACAGAAGUGUACAUAGGUGUCUAGUUAUGUAAGCAUAACAGAAGCUGUAUAAUAUAUGAAAGUUUACCAUAUACGUUACAAUGUAAUCAUCAAUCUAUAUGCAGACCAUUGAGAACACGAGAACAAUUAACUAUCGACAAAUCAAACCGAACAAACUUCACCGUAGAACACGAAACUCUGGCUACUGGAGCUAAUGAUAAAAUUACACACCACGUUGACAAUACAACAACCCACAAAAACACGUUAACACUAAACAACCUUUUUGAACACACCAACACAAUGACGAUCCAUAAGCGCUAGAUGGAAGCCAACAUAUCCGAAUCAAGAUAGCGAACAUCUCAUGUUAACUGGGGACAGACCAGAUAUCAUACAUCUAUUUGUAUGAACCGACAUUUUCAAAUCGAUUUCCUAACGCUUCGAGUUGAUGUCUUGGUCACUUGGUCCCUCAGUCACUUUCACCUUCGAUCUUCGAUCUCGAUUUCCAGUUGUUGAAGAUGAAACGUUUGCCUUUAACUACUUAACUUAACUUACCACGUAUCGUAUUGUUAGCCUAGAUAGUCUCAAUUACAGCAGCAGCAGCAGUGACGAACAAACUGAGAAUAAGAACAUGAACUAACGGUCUAUCUACUAUAGUAUUUGCCGUAAACACUUUAAUCAUAUUAUCCCCGCCGUCGUGUACCCUACUUACAAAUACAAAUACGAAACUAACGGAUAGCAAGGAAAGCUUCGACAACUUUUUCUAUACAAAUCUAGCGAAAAUAACAAGUAAAUCUAACAAACAAGAAACCCAAAUCUCGAGUAAUGUAAUUUAGCAAAUUGUAAACUCAAUAUAGGCACACACUCUCUAUCACAGAACAGAACCGAGUAUCAAGCGAGAAAUGAUGACAGAUUAAAUGAAUUUAAAUGGGAAGGUCUCGAUCCAGAGUCGAGCGUAACCUAACGGUAAUGAUAAUGCAAGCGAAGAAUUAACCCCCGUGUGUACUUCUCUGUACAUAGACCUAUAUAUAUAUAAACAUUUACGACUAGAGCAAAGCAUACGAUAGAUGAAUAUAGGAAUAUACGGAUACAAAAACAUAUACAUAGCAGAUAUGAAAAGAGAGCGCAAAUUAUAUAGAUACUACAGCAUCAUCCAUCAAAGAUCAAGGCCGAAGAUCGUAGUCAGAGCAAAAACUUGGAUAGAGAGGAGGAGGCAGAGCAGAAGUGUACACCUAAGCCCCACAAAGAGAAGUCCCCAAACUGAAACCGAUACCAAAAUAUCCGCAGAGAAAUGAGAAAUGAAAAACAAAAGACGAACAACAAUUUCGUGUAAACAUUUUUUUAAACAAGUUUGGUGAUCUACGAUAUUGGUAAUAAUUAUUGAUAAAUAAAAUUAAAUAAAAUAAAAUGAUAUAUAUACAUAUAUACAUAUAUUAUACAAAUAUAUGAAGUAAAGCCUAGUGCUCAGAACGACAAUUUUUUGGAAAGUGAAGAGAUAAUGAAUUUACACAGUGUGCCCAGUCAAUAGAUUAAAAUCACCGAUAGUUGAACGGCCACACUGUCGCAUUUCUUUUUAAAUUUUGGCCCAAUUUCAAUUAAUAUUUUAUGACUCUAUCAAACUUUGCCGAUCUGAGCACUGGACUUUAAGCAGGAGUAGGCAAAAAAGAAUGGAAACAAGGGGAGGCAUACAUAAAGUACGAGUAAAUAUUUAUUAUAUAAUGUUUUUUAAGUAACUUAUAGUAAGCCAUUAUAUAUACACACAUAUAUAUAAAUUAUACAUAUAUGAAACUACAUAAGUUUACAAGGUAUAUGACAAAAAAAAACAAACAACAAAAAACAAAUUAAGAAUCAACCACAACAACAAAGAGCAACAUAAAAGGUAAAAAACAGAAAAAGAACGCAACCGCAGAAACUAAACAAAGUAAAGGAUUAGAGAAGAGGUGGGAAAUAUAAUAAUAAUAAAGUAAAUAAAUUUAUUAUAUACAUACAUACAUAGAAGAAUAUUACAAAUGGGAGAAAGUCGAGCAAAAUGAAAGCGAGAUGAAAAUGAUUAUUUGAAACAUGUUCAUUAUAUAUAAAUGUCAUUACAAAUGUUCUUCAAAACUGCCUACCAAUAAAAUAUAUUUCAAAUAAUA